AUGGAGGUCGACUCAGUGAGCAACCGCAGCCAGCGACCGAGGCCGCCUUUUGGUGAUGCACAGAACCGCGCAAAUAUGGCUCACCCUAACCUGCAACGGUCGCGUCAUAUUACACUCUCUCCAUCUUUCGAGAAGCUUAACUUGGACGGACCAGAUUCAAAGCCUAAUGAGAUUAUGGAAACCACGUUGACGCCCGUCGAAAAUAAACGAAUAUCAGCUAUUGUCGAGGGCCAACCCAACUCAAACCGUAACUCUACGAUCUCCACCGCCUCAACCACAUCCACAAAGUCUCGACGCAAGACUCACAUUGGGCCAUGGCAGCUGGGGAGGACGCUUGGCAAAGGAUCGACAGGACGGGUACGGCUUGCAAAGCAUGCUGUAACUGGCCAAUCUGCAGCCAUCAAGAUCGUCUCCAAGCGUUUUGCAGCCAUGGUUCAAAGCCAGAGCAUUAUGGUUAUGGAUAAGGUAUCGAGAAUCCCAGGACUCACCAAGGAGUCUAGAGCUAUUCCCUGUGGAAUUGAAAGGGAGGUGGUUAUUAUGAAACUCAUUCAGCAUCCAAACGUAAUUGGCCUCCUCGAUGUAUGGGAAAAUAGAGGCGAACUGUACCUUGUUCUCGAGUAUGUGGAGGGAGGGGAGUUAUUCGAAUAUAUCUCUGAGCAUGGACCGCUUCCUGAGAUUGAGGCUGUGCGACUCUUCAGACAGAUAAUCUCGGCCGUGUCUUACUGUCAAAGAUUUAAUAUCUGCCACAGAGAUCCCAAACCUGAAAAUAUCCUGCUUGACGGUUCAUUCAACGUUAAGCUAGCUGACUUUGGAAUGGCAGCCCUACAGCCCGAAGGCCACAUGUUAAAUACUUCAUGUGGCAGCCCUCAUUACGCCUCGCCCGAGAUAAUCUAUGGAAAGCCAUACCGCGGCGAUAAAGCUGAUAUUUGGAGCUGCGGGAUCAUACUUUACGCUCUUUUAUGUGGGUUUCUACCAUUUGACGGGGGUGACCUGCGAAACACACUCAAGCUUGUUAAAAAAGGAGAAUACAUGCUUCCGCCCUGGAUGAGCGAAGAGGCUAUAGAUCUGGUUCAAAGCAUCCUUCAGAAGGAUCCAGAGAAUAGGAUAACCCUUACUGGCAUGUGGGAGCAUCCUCUUUUGAAAAAAUAUGAAAAUCACCCUCUCUUAAAGAGUGGGCUUGCUAUUGGUCUUGCGCCGCCUCUGCCUUUGAGGAUGUACAGUAAAGUCGCUAAUAAGCGACAGGACAUCAACGUGGAGAUAUUACGAAACCUUCAAACACUUUGGCAUGCUGUCGAUUCAGAGGAGUUGAUUGAAAAACUCCUUGGCGAAGAAGGCAACCUUGAGAAAGUAUUCUAUCGGACCUUGCAAAAGUUCCGGGAGGCACAACUAGAGGCCUCUGGUGAAUUGCCACUCAAGCACUCCAGCAGUGACUAUCAUCAUGCUCCAGCAGCUCACAUCAAGGGUUUAUUCACGCCACCUCAGUCAUGGAAAGGCUCUAGAUUCUCCCUUGCGAGAGGAGGUUCUCUUAAAGAUGGUACUUACCGAGAGCCGUCGUCUCUAGGCACCAUAUCAACUUAUGACCCCUACCGAUCCUCACAGACGCCAACUCCAAACCCACGAGCGGAGUUUGCCAAUGUUACAAUUCAUAGACGGCCAACUCGCAUGACAGGGACUGCCCCAUCACCAUCACCAAAUUCGCCUAGUCUGACACCCGGUCCCCCCUCGUCUUACACUGUUAUCCAAGGAUUUAGUUCCCAGAAGACCUCUUUGGCAUCGUUUCGAUCCUAUAGUUCCCUAGGAAGUUCUCGGUGCCGCGCAACGGGCUCGAAACAUAUUAGAUAUCGUCGGAAUGUUAGCUUCCGACAUCUUCACAACCUGUCAGGCAGCUACACUCCUGUCAGAAAACGGGCUUCUACUUCAGCCUCACAAUAUUCGCUAUGUCCAAGCCAGCCAGCCACAGCGCAAGCCGCAAAAGCGCAGACCGCAACAAAACUUCAGGGACAAUCUCCCGACCAUGCCGACUCACCUACUACACCUACACCUCCGUUGAUGGCUCGCAAACGUGACCCCGCAAAACGGGAUAAUGUGGCAAUAUCCAAGGCUAGGUUAUCAUGGAGAGAAGAUGCGAGAAAGGUGUCAGCUGAACUUGAAAAGCUAUGUGAAGAAGCAUUCAACCAAGUAUCUGACUCAUCGUCAGCCACAAAGGGCCCCUCCGAAAGCAAAGGGGCAUCAGAUACUUCUUCAAUGUCCUCCAUAUCCAGCAAUGGAGAACCGGAACCCAAGGUCGAAGCCAUAAAGGAUUUACUCCCUAAGCAGCCACAGGAAUCGCCUCGUACAUAUGCUGCCCUGGAGCUGGCCGAGGCUCGGCGUCGUCUUAUAGAACAUUCAGCACAGGCCGGUGUUAAUGGACUACCAGACUAUCUCAAAAAUGUUAUUGCUCACCUGGACCGUCUUAUUGACGGAGAGACUGCGAGUUCUGGUAGCAAACCAAUGACCAAGCAGACUCUGGUAGCCCGGGAGUCAACCGGACGCCUCCCAGUUAUAUCUGAAGAAAAUUAUUUUGAGCCUGAAUCGAAGUCCUUCCUCCCACCACCUGAACCAACUAAACCAUUGGACCUGGGUCUGGAUAAUUGGGAAACCAAGAAGUCAAUUCGUGUUGUGAAUAAUGACUCUAUGAAAACCAAUCCAGACAGUGUCACAUCGUUGACUGUCCAAAAGAAGCAAACAGGAGAAUUGCCUUCGUUGGACUGUGCGUUUAAAUCUUUUGAAUUUUCAGGAUACCUUGCGCCUGGAUGCAAUGAGGAUGAUGUCUCGUCUCCUCGGGAUAUGGUAGUUAGACAUGACUCUGGUCUGGAUUCCAUUGACGAAAAUCCGAAUUCUGCUAGAAGCAGCGCAGCUCGUAACUCGGAUGAGGCUAAGAAGUGGACUUGGUUGAAACCCCGUCAGAACAGCAGUGAUACCACUGAUACUGAGGUAUCUAGAGAUAAGCCAUUUACAGAUCUCCUUGAUCGAAUGCAAGAGGAGAGGAGAAAGUCUGCUUUUAGCAACAUUGAACAACACUUCAGAGAUUUAGGAGCAACGGCCGGUGGGCUUCGACUAAAGAAACUCUUCAGGAGAAAGAAAGCUCCUGGCCGCAUCCACAAACUUACUGACGAGGCUGACGAAACUGAUGUUACAAGUACCAUUAGUGACACUGACAGCAAGCCGAACGAUAGUGGUGUUGAGCUAGAUGAUGAUAGCACAGCUGCAACAACCCCCAUGCGCAAAAAUAGCGAUGACAUACCACUGACCACUGCUAGCUAUACCAACACUUGGUUUUCGAGGUUCAUGCUCAUGAAGCCUGCCUUCAAGGUGCUUGCGCUAAAUAUCUCCAAGCCACGUGCAAAGAAGGAAGUUGUCAAGAUAUUCAAAGAGUGGAAAAAAUACGGUCUUGAGGGUCUCCACCUUGAUAACCAGAACGACAUUAUCUGCGGAUCCGUGGGGGAACUGAACUUCCUCCGGCUUCGACCAGUCCAGUUUUCGGCCGAGUUCUUCUCCGUGCUUGAACAUGGCCGUCAUGCAAACCUCAGCCUUAUUCGCCUUCGCCAGGACCAGGGAGCAUCGUCGUCAUUCUACAAAGUGGUCCAGACGCUUAGGAUGGCCCUCAAGGAACGGAACUUUCUCGUCCAAGAUACUCGCCGGGCUAAGAAGAUGAUCAAAGUCCUUGCUUAG
Molecule: messenger RNA, 3711 nt
Organism: Trichophyton verrucosum HKI 0517
Lineage: Eukaryota; Fungi; Ascomycota; Eurotiomycetes; Onygenales; Arthrodermataceae
Product: serine/threonine protein kinase (Kcc4), putative
Exons: 4
Coding region: 1-3711 (1236 amino acids)
Biological process (GO): protein phosphorylation; intracellular signal transduction
Cellular component (GO): cytoplasm
Molecular function (GO): protein serine/threonine kinase activity; ATP binding
Source: RefSeq, a predicted model, not a curated record